Messenger RNA from Rotaria sp. Silwood2, 450 nucleotides. Lineage: Eukaryota; Metazoa; Rotifera; Eurotatoria; Philodinida; Philodinidae. The record is from the annotation of a GenBank genome assembly.
AUGCAAUUACCACAUAAAUAUGAAACAAUUGUUGGUGAACGUGGUAUACAAUUGAGUGGUGGUGAAAAACAACGUAUUGCACUAGCUCGUGCUCUUGUUAAGCAGCCUACAUUCCUUUUACUAGAUGAAGCAACAAGUGCACUCGAUAGCAUUAACGAAAAAAUUGUUCAAGAAGCACUCGAUCGAGCAUGCAAAGAUCGUACAACUAUUGUUAUUGCUCAUCGUUUGACUACAAUUCAAAAUGCUCAUCAAAUAUAUGUAUUAGAUAAUGGAAGUGUGAUUGAACAAGGUACACAUGAAACAUUGAUGACAAAAGAAGAAGGCAAAUAUCAAUCAAUGGUCAAGUGUCAACAAAUGGAAAGAAUCGAUGAUGAUAAAGAUAAUAUAUUGAGCAUGCAAAAAGCAACAGAAGAGGAAGAAAAGUCGAUAUGUAUGUUACUAUUUCAAUAG